GUCAGAAGGAUGAAAACAAACAGAGAAGCAUGCUUUCGCUAGUAUCAGCAACGUGAGAGAGAAUUAAGAUUAUUUCCACAUCUUACAAUUUCUCACUGGUCGUCGUCAUUCAAUUAACAAGCAGCAGUCGUCUAGUCCGGAUGAUCAGAAUCAAUCGGAGUGAAAUAUUCCAAGUGAUCAUACGUAAUGGAGUUGAAUGAUCGUUUCGAUGCGGGUCCAGGCGAGCCCAAUGUUCUCCUGGAGUGGAAGUCUCUGUCGGUUCGUGUUGGUGGACAACGUCCGUGGAGUAAAACGGAACAAAAGGACAUUUUGAAAAAUGCGACGGGUGCAGUUCGAUCCGGUGACCUUGUUGCUGUAAUGGGUGCAAGUGGGUCUGGGAAGACAACUCUACUGGCGGCAGUGUCGAUGCGUUUGGUAGCCAAAGUGGACGGCAAUGUACUUAUCAAUGGGUUAAACGUGACCCAGUCGCAGAUGAAGCGUCUGUCGGGAUUUGUGCCACAGUUCGAGAUCGCUAUCAAGUCGUUAACGGUGAUGGAACACCUGUUGUUUGUGUCAAAGCUAAAGGGUCUCGAUCGUCAUCGAAUGGUUGAGGUGAUCAAGGAGUUGAACUUGGACAAAUGCGAACACACGAGAAUUUCGAACCUUUCCGGUGGCGAACGUAAAAAGGUUAAUCUGGCGGGAGAGUUGCUGACCGAGCCUGAUAUAUUAUUCUGUGACGAACCCACAACAGGUUUAGACAGUUUCAAUGCACUCGCCGUGUUGAAGACUUUGAAGAAAAUUGCGUUUAAGGGCAGAAAAGCUGUUAUUUGCACCAUUCAUCAUCCAACGUCCGAGGCGUUCCAGUGUUUCACCGAUGUGGUGUUGGUCAAGAAUGGUGAAAUCUGUUAUCAAGGUCCAACCGAGGAAGCAAGAACGUUCUUCAGAAGCGUACAUUUUCCGCUACCGAUUAAUUGCAAUCCCGCCGAUCACUACUUCAAAUUGGUCUGCGAUUACAGCCAAAUCGAUCAUAUGGAAAACGAUGAUCAUCAUUUGCAACAACAGCAGCAGCAGCACCACCAGUCGGAACAGCAACGAGAAACGGAUAGCCAAACGAGGCGAUACGAGAUCCUGCACAAGUGCCAUAUGGAAAACAUUGUUAAAAAGUGUAUGAUGGGUCCGUACCACCAAAAUGACGUGAUUGAUAAGCUUUGUCGGAACAAUCACCAUGCGUGUUGGUCCUCGCAGCUCUACCUGCUGGUCCGACGGGGCGUCAUCGACAGCGUCCGCAACAUUCGACAGCACGCCAUUGUGACGCUUUUGUUUCUGAUUACGAGCAUAACCAUCUCGGCGCUUUACUUUCCCGUGAAGCCCACGAGUCAGACGGCGAUCCAAGACAUACGGGGUGCGCUGUUCCUGAUGAUCUGCGAGCUGCUGUACACCAUCAGCUAUGCGGUGUUCUACGAGUUCCCCCACGAGAUGCCGCUGCUGAGGCGCGAGGUGGGCGAACAGAUGUACCGAUUAUCGGCGUAUUAUGCUCACAAAGUGCUGCUGACGGUUCCGAAAGCGAUUUUCGACUCGUACCUGUUCAUCGGGAUCAUCUACGGAUGUGUGCAGUUUUCAACCGGAUUUGCCACUUAUGUUGGUAUCUCGGCGGUGUGCACCGUGGCUAGUUUGCUGGCUGUGGCUUAUGGCUACCUUUUCACGUGUGUCACCGGUUCACUGGAGAUGUCCAUCGAAGCCGCCAAUCUUAUCUUCCUCCUGUACAACCUGCUGGGUGGUCUGUACUUAAACGUGGUAGCGUUUCCCAUCAGCAAGUACCUGUCGUUCUUCUUCUUCGCGUCGGAGGGUGCUUCCAUUUACUACUGGCAAGGCGUGCAAAACAUCACCUGCGACCGGGGCCGGAAUACUACCUGCCUGCGAAACGGAGAAGCUGUGCUGCUGGAUUAUGGCUACGGAACGACCCUGGACACGGUGUACUUUAACUAUCUCGUGAUGGCAGGGGAGAUUUUAGUCAUUCAUUUUGCGGCCUAUUUAUGCUUGAGGCGAUUUGUCCGCCGUGUCGGAUUCUAUUGAUGAGCGCUGCAAUCCGUUUUUGGGUUGCUUUAAAAUAGAAUACAGUUUACGAGGAAAAAAAAAGACAAAGCCUUUGCCUAUCUCAGGUAAAUUAUGUUUCGAAAGCCGGGGUUAAAAAAUAACAAUCCGAACGGUAAUUAUAGUUACUCGGG
Molecule: messenger RNA, 2204 nt
Organism: Armigeres subalbatus
Lineage: Eukaryota; Metazoa; Arthropoda; Insecta; Diptera; Culicidae
Product: protein brown
Exons: 8
Coding region: 187-2052 (621 amino acids)
Biological process (GO): transmembrane transport
Cellular component (GO): plasma membrane
Molecular function (GO): ATP binding; ABC-type transporter activity; ATP hydrolysis activity
Source: RefSeq, a predicted model, not a curated record